UGAAAGGGUCAGAGCACAGGUUCCUUUUUUGCAGAAGCUUGCGGAAAACUCCUAACAUCCACCAUGGUGCACUGGACAAGUGAAGAGAAACAACACAUUGCAGAAUCAUGGGCCAAAGUUAAUUGCCAAGUCAUAGGGGCAGAGGCUCUUGGCAGGCUUUUGAUUGUCUACCCAUGGACCCAGAGAUAUUUCCCCAGCUUUGGUAACCUGGGAACCGCAGAUGCCAUUAUGCACAAUGCCAAGGUAGCUGCUCACGGUGCCAAGGUACUGGGAUCCAUUGGAGAAGCUGUCAAACACAUGGAUGACAUCAAAGGACACUAUGCCCAACUCAGCAAAUACCACUCUGAGAAACUGCAUGUGGAUCCAGCCAACUUUGAGCGCUUUGGAGAGGUUGUAAGCAUUGUCAUGAGCGGUCAUUUUGGUGCUGAGUACACUGCUGAGGUCCAGUCCGCCAAUGAGAAGCUAUUCGGUGUUGUGGCUGAUGCUCUGGGAAAAGCUUACCACUGAACAUCCACAAGACCAUGAGUAAAGGAGCCUACAGAUAAACAUCUCACUCAUUAGAUCUAAUGCAAAUGUCUUCAUUAAAUGUUCUCAACAAUUCAGCUCCUAAUAAAAUUCAUCUUCUCUGCA
This is a messenger RNA of Bombina bombina (fire-bellied toad), 630 nucleotides long. RefSeq names its product hemoglobin subunit beta-2. Gene Ontology annotation, molecular function: oxygen carrier activity; oxygen binding; haptoglobin binding. Gene Ontology annotation, biological process: hydrogen peroxide catabolic process; oxygen transport. Bases 64 to 507 code for a protein of 147 amino acids. Lineage: Eukaryota; Metazoa; Chordata; Amphibia; Anura; Bombinatoridae. The transcript has 3 exons. Gene Ontology annotation, cellular component: haptoglobin-hemoglobin complex; blood microparticle; hemoglobin complex. The record is from RefSeq and is a predicted model, not a curated record.